Helianthus annuus (common sunflower) is the source of this 2434-nucleotide messenger RNA. Its product is annotated as receptor-like protein CLAVATA2. The record is from RefSeq and is a predicted model, not a curated record. NCBI's taxonomy places the organism in Eukaryota, Viridiplantae, Streptophyta, Magnoliopsida, Asterales, Asteraceae. The transcript has 2 exons. Bases 135 to 2333 code for a protein of 732 amino acids. Gene Ontology annotation, molecular function: protein binding.
GUUCUAAAAGCUAUAACACACUUGCCUUGAGUACACUCCAGAAGAAUAAUCUUUGAAAGAUGAAAACCCUCAUCUUUAGUUCUUGAAAUUUGGGUAUUUUUCAACAAUCUUGAAGCCGUUUCAUCUCCAAAUCGAUGGAAACAAGAUGUGAUAUGUGUGAAAAGAGCUACAUAGCGUUUUUGCUUCGGGUUAUGGUGGUUUUCCUUUGGAUUACACCGAUUUGUUCGUCGGUUGCUAAUGCAGACAAUGUGUUCGACGAAAUGCCUCUGAGUGUUCAAGACAGAGCUUCUCUUCUUCUGUUUAAGUCAGAGGUUCGUGACCCGAAUCAGAAACUGUUGUGGGUCGGGUCGGGUUGUGGAAACUGGACUGGGGUUACUUGCUCCAGAUGGAAUGGUAGAGUUAUUGCAGUUAACUUCACUGGAUUCGGUUUAUCAGGCCAGCUUCAUACAAGUUUGUGUAAACUUUCUUAUCUUGAAACCCUAAAUUUGUCACAUAACAACCUUCUUGGCCCUGUUCCACCUUGUUUUGGGUCAUUUUGGAAUUUGAAAACUUUGGAUCUUAGUUUUAAUAUGUUUAGUGGUGCUGUUCCUGAUACACUCAUGAAAUUGAGCCGGUUAGUUCGACUCGAUUUCGGUCACAAUAUGUUUGAAGCAAUGCUUCCUGUUUGGAUUGGGAAUUUCUCAUUGAAGCUGCAAAAGGUAGAAUUAGGGUCUAAUUUGUUUCAUGGGGAGAUACCAGAGGGUUUGUUGCACCUAAAAUCUCUUAAGUUUGUGGGUUUAUCUCAUAAUAAUUUGUCCGGUAACUUACCGGAUUUCAUGCAAGCUUUAGAGCACCUUAAUCUUGAGUCGAAUUCGUUUUCGGGUACCUUACCGUGCUUGUCAUCGUCAGUCGACACGCUUUCGGUCUUAAAUUUAGCCGAAAACUCACUCGAAGGGGGGAUUCCGACUUGCAUUUCGUCACUUAGAGUUUUGACGCAUCUUAAUUUGUCGUCUAAUCGGCUAAGCUACGAGAUUUCUCCAAGAUUCGUGUUUUCCAACAGGUUGAUUGUUAUGGAUUUGAGUUAUAAUCGGUUGUCGGGUUAUCUUCCUAGAAAGAUUCUCGAAUCGUCGGAGAAAUCGGGUCUUGUUCUUUUAGACCUUUCGCACAACCAGUUCUCGGGUGAAAUCCCGUUAGAUUUUACCGAAUUGAAAAGCUUACAAGCGAUGUUUCUUUCGCACAAUCUUCUCACGGGUGAAAUCCCAUCACGAAUCGGGAACUUAACGUAUCUUCAAGUGAUCGAUUUAUCUCAUAACUCGUUAUCUGGUUCAAUCCCUUUGAACUUCGUCGGUUGCUUUCAACUACUCGCGUUAAUUCUCAACAACAACAAUCUUUCGGGUGAAAUCCAACCUGAGCUCGACGCAUUAGACAGUUUAAAGAUUCUCGAUGUCAGCAACAACAAGAUUUCUGGUCAAAUCCCGUUGACUUUAGCCGGAUGUAAAUCACUAGAGGUUGUAGAUUUAAGCUAUAACAAUCUCUCGGGACCUCUAAACGACGCGUUGACCAAAUGGUCAAACCUCCGAUAUCUUUCGCUUGCACACAACAAUUUCAGCGGGCCGAUUUCAAGCUGGAUUUUCAUGUUCGAAGCUAUCCAAACGAUCGAUUUGUCUGGUAACAUGUUUUCCGGCGACAUCCCUGAUGGUAUCUUUAAUGUUAGUUUACAUUUUAACAAUGGUAACUUUAAUAAAGAAACCCCUAAAGUGCCAUUGUUAGAUAGUAAACUAUCUGUGGUUAUGGGUGAUGAUUUGCAUCUGAAUUACAACUUGUCAUCAACGGUCAUGAUCGAUUUAUCGGAUAACAUGUUACACGGGCAGAUCCCGGACGCCCUUUUUACCUUACACGGUUUGGAGUAUCUAAAUUUGUCUCACAACUUUCUCGGCGGUCAAAUUCCCGGGAACUUACAGUCGAUGUGGAGCUUGAAGAUUCUCGAUUUAUCGCAUAAUUCGUUAUCGGGUCAAGUACCCGAAAACUUAUCGAGUCUCGGGAAUUUGACGCAUUUGAAUCUUUCGUUCAAUUAUUUCUCGGGGAUUGUUAACAAGACGAAAGGGUAUUGGAGGUUUUCUGGUGCGUUUGCGGGGAACCCGAAUCUAUGUGUGGAGUCUUCGGGUUCUGGUGAUGGUUGUGGGACGAAAGAGCGACCGGUUGAGCCGGAACAGGCUUAUGAAGAGGGGAAAGAAGACGGGCCGAUUUCGGUAUGGGUGUUUUCGGUUAGUGCUUGUGUUAGUUUUUACCUUGUUGGUGUUGUGUUGUGUUGUUCAUCUCGAACUAGGAACUUUAUGUUUGGGACGAAAGAUUGAUUAAUGAUGUUUAAAUGUAGAAAUGGUAGGUUAUGACUUACGAUUGUACAUAUGAUGAAUUUUCCUAAUGGAUCUUACAAAACUCUCAUCUUUUGUUAACA